UGAAAACAAGCCCCUCUGUGCCACCGCCAAACUGACCAAACUCCAACACUUGCGUGUAUGUUCAUAAAUCACGCCUGCACUCGAACCUGAACCACCCGAACCAGCGAGGCUUCAGACGUCAUCGGUGACGUCGCUCGCCAGUAGAAACGAGCUUCGUUAACGACACUCACGGUCCGAAACCUCGGCGCAGCGCGUCCCGUCAGCAUCGGAUUCUCGUGGCAUUUCUCGUGUCUGCCUUCCUGCCCUCGUCAUUAGCUCCGUGCAGCCUGACGCCGCUAACGGAAGCAUUCACCCGGGCCUGUCCUACGCAGCAGGGUUUUGGCUUAUCCAGGAAAACACCAUCAGCCAUGUCCUCCGUCAGCAGCUCAAACACAGUUUUUGCCUUGGAGCUGUUCCGCACUCUGAGCCAAGCAAACCCUGCUGGGAACAUCUUUGUCUCUCCUCUGAGCAUCAGCUCAGCCCUGGCCAUGGUCUACCUGGGAGCCAAAGGAGACACUGCUGCUCAGAUGGCAAAGGUCCUCUCAUUCAGCUCAGGUGAAGGCGUCCAUGCAGACCUGCAGAAACUGAACGCUGACAUCAACUCACCAUCUGCAUCAUACAUCCUGAAACUAGCCAACCGUCUUUAUGGAGAAAACACUGCCCACUUCCUCCCAACUUUCCUUGAAGCCACACAGAAGUACUACCAGGCAGACCUGAAGGCUGUGGACUUCAUCGGAGUUCCAGAGGCGUGCAGAGCAGAGAUCAACAGCUGGGUGGAGCAGCAGACAGAAAAUAAGAUAAAAGAACUUCUGAAGCCAGGAACAGUCAGCUCAGAGACCAAACUGGCUCUGGUCAAUGCCAUCUACUUCAAGGGAAACUGGAAGAGUCCCUUUGAUAAGGCAGACACCAAAGAGAUGCCCUUCAAAGUCAAACAGAAUGUGACCGUACCAGUCCAGAUGAUGUACCAGAUGGAGACGCUGCCCUACAACCACAUUCGUGACCAUGGUCUGCAGAUCCUGGAGCUGCCGUAUGUGGAUGAGGAGCUCAGUAUGUUCAUUCUGCUGCCUAAUAACUCAAACUCUCUGCUGAAGCUGGAGAAUGAGCUAACACAGGAGAGGCUGGACGAAUGGACCAACAGGAACAACAUGGAUGUUCAUUCAGAAGUUCUCAUUCACCUGCCAAAGUUCAAGCUGGAGGAAGACUAUGAGCUGAAGGAGCCUCUGACUAAACUGGGCAUGAAGGACGUGUUCUGUGGAGGAAGAGCUGACCUGUCUGGCAUGUGCGGUGAAGAGAGACUCUUCCUGUCUACGAUGGUCCACAAGGCCUUUGUGGAGGUGAAUGAGGAGGGCACAGAAGCUGCUGCAGCCACAUAUGAAGAUCUGAUUCUUUAUUCCUUGCCAUCAAGGGUACAGUUCAGAGCAGAUCAUCCCUUCCUCUUCUUCAUCAGGCACAAUCAGACCAAGUCCAUCCUGUUCUUUGGCAGAUUCUCAUCUCCUCAGUAAACAGAAGCAGCAGAAGAAGAUGGUGGACCAGUUCAAAUAAAAUAUCUUUAAAACAAUAUAAAUUAAUCCCUUUGCAGUGAUGUUUUUCUAAAAAAUUUAUUUUGACUGCUGUUAUGCUAAAAUAAUAGCUCAUGUUACUUAAGUAACUAAGAUGGCAACUGGGUGCCAUAUAGUUAAGGAUUUUAUAUAAUUCUCUUUUAUUAACAUAAGUACAGUUUACAGUAUUACCAGUUGGAGUAGUUGCUCAGGAGAAAAGGUCUAACAUUAGCAACAUUAGCUGUUUCAUAACAUAGUCUACUCUUGUUAUCUUUGUUUCUGUGGUUGAGGAGAUCAACACAUAACAUACCGUUUUACCUUUCUAAUAUAGCUUUGUAGGCCUCAGAGCAUCAUUACAUGGAGCAGUUAAAAUGUGUAAAAUAAAUCAAUAAAGCAGU
This is a messenger RNA of Archocentrus centrarchus (flier cichlid), 1915 nucleotides long. RefSeq names its product leukocyte elastase inhibitor-like. The transcript is spliced from 7 exons. Gene Ontology annotation, molecular function: serine-type endopeptidase inhibitor activity. The record is from RefSeq and is a predicted model, not a curated record. Gene Ontology annotation, biological process: negative regulation of endopeptidase activity. Lineage: Eukaryota; Metazoa; Chordata; Actinopteri; Cichliformes; Cichlidae. The coding region runs from base 348 to 1481 and encodes 377 amino acids.